Pleurotus ostreatus (oyster mushroom) is the source of this 1200-nucleotide messenger RNA. RefSeq lists its product as uncharacterized. The transcript has 6 exons. Lineage: Eukaryota; Fungi; Basidiomycota; Agaricomycetes; Agaricales; Pleurotaceae. The record is from RefSeq and is a predicted model, not a curated record. Bases 1 to 1200 code for a protein of 399 amino acids.
AUGACGCGCGAUAUCCAAGGCACUCCAACGGCUAUUCGCCGCCUGUUCCCUCCACUUCGCUCACUCGCUCCCCCUUUGUCUCAGUCGUCCUCUUUUCUCUCCGCCUGUAUCAACCACCCAACACGCCGCGUCACAUCCGAUCCCCUCCCUUUGCCUCUCAACAUCUCGCCAUCUCUCUCCGCUUGUCCUCAGCCAACGCCCUCUCUCAAACGAUCAGUUCUCGUUGCCGACUCCAACCCGCUUUCUGUGACGCAUGCACCAUCCCCGCGACCUUUUGUCGACUGUCCCCCGUCUCUCCAGCUCAGGGACACGACGCAGGACCGCUUUCUCGACUACCCGAUUCCCACGUCCUCAACCGCGCCCAACACUCAACCGCGCAUAGACCACGUCCUCAAUCACUCUCCAACGCCCAAUCCGCCGUCCAACGCCCAGCCUCUCAUGAACGAGCCGGACGGAGAAACUCAGCGAGGAAAAGGGGAAAUGUCUGCGGAAAUCAGUAAAGCGCGCCCUCGGGCCGCAUUGCUCGCAUUGCAGAGGCGAUACGUGAAUAAGGUUCCGCAGACGCAGAACGCGAACGAGAGCCAAACGAUGAAGGGCGCCGUCAGCAUCCCAUCCCAUCUCAUCCUACCCCAUCCCAUCUCAUCCCAUCCCAUCCCAGUAUGGUGCCAAGUCCCUACGCCUACGCCGUCCUGCUUCCCCGCACAGUCACGCGAUGACGGCGGCGAAGCCAAUACCCCGAAACGCGAGCGGAAUCGGAAAGCAGCGAAAGGGGAAGUGGGGAUACGAGAUACGAGAAACGAGAAAUGGGCACGAGGGAUGGGAGCGAACGUAAACAGGUUUAAAGGUAACCGGGUAAACGCCGGCGCCGACGCGACGGGGAAGUGCAAGGGACGCGAAAUGGGCAACGUUGGCGGCACCACCGACUUCCACUACGUCAGACGGCCCUAUAUGCACGCACGUCGCACGCACGCAUGGACGCGUUACUGGACGCGACUCCGCACUGCUGAGGCACCCAGUGGGGACACGACGAAUGGAGACGAAAGGAGAAAGAAGGAAGGGGAACGACAAACGGAAAUGAGAACACAGAGGAGAGACGGAAAAGAGAAAGAGAAAGAGAGUGUGAGAGAGAGACUACGUACUGCUAGAGAACGGGUUAGUCGCGCGGAUACAAACGCCAACGAGCACGAGCGCGAACACUAA